This is a messenger RNA of Chlorella variabilis, 1293 nucleotides long. RefSeq names its product expressed protein. NCBI's taxonomy places the organism in Eukaryota, Viridiplantae, Chlorophyta, Trebouxiophyceae, Chlorellales, Chlorellaceae. The coding region runs from base 1 to 1293 and encodes 430 amino acids. The record is from RefSeq and is a predicted model, not a curated record. Gene Ontology annotation, cellular component: NuA4 histone acetyltransferase complex. The transcript is spliced from 8 exons.
AUGCCCAUGACGACGCAGGCAGCGGUGGCGGCGGCCGGCAGCGGCGGGCCCGCCGCCAACGGCGCCGCCGCGGCCGCGCCUGGCGCCAGCGUGGCGGUGAAGAAGGAGGCGUCGCCUGUGCCAGACGGCAAGGGCGCCGCAGCAGGGGCAGCAGCACCGCCAGGGGCUGCCGGCGGCCGCGGCGGCACGCCCAGCGACGGCCGCCAGCGCUCCAAGUCUGGCAGCCCGGGAGCGGGCGGCGGCGGCGCCGCCGCGGUGCAGGGCACCCCCGAGGCGGGCGCAGCAGCGGGGGCCGCCGACGGCGCCCAGCCUAGCCCCAAGGAUGAGGAGCAGCGGCGGCUGGAGGAUGAGAUCCUGGCAGAGGGGCAGGCGAUUGCGGGAGUGCGGGCCCUGCUGGCCCGAGCCUUCAGCCGGCCGGCGGAGGAGCCCGUGGCGCCCCAGGGCCACUGGAGCUUCCUGCUGAGGGAGAUGCGGUGGCUGGCUAACGACGUGGCGCAGGAGCGGCUGUGGAAGCAGGCGGCGGCCAUGGCUGUGGGGUAUGAGGUGGCCAGGCUGCAGGGCAAGUUUGGGCUGCGGCCGCCGCCAGAGGGGCAGCGCGCCUUCCACGACGAGCUGGUGGCGGCACGCACGGCGGCGGCCAAGGAAGCCGCCGAGAAGAUUGGCGGGCGGCGGUCAGCCAUCAAAGCGGCGGCAGAGUCCAACGGCGCAGCUGCCCUGAAGCUGGACCCAGCUGACGAACCCGUGUUUGCUGACCUGGAGGGCUUCGAGCUGAGCCUGGUGGCCCUGAUGGAGCAGCAGCAGCCCGGCACGCCGCCCAUGACCGACCCCGCCGCCGCCCCGGGCCUCGUGUUCUGCCACGACGGCGCGUUCCAGGAGGCGCUGGAGGCGCACCUGGUGCAGAGCGACGUGGAGCGGCUGAUGCGGGAGGAGAUGGCCGCCCGCGAAUAUCGGUUUGAGUACGACGCCGCGCUGGCCAGCCACCACAUGGCGGUGCAGGACCAGAACCGGCGGGCGAUGCGGCUGGAUGCUGACAUGGCGGAUGCGGAGGGCCUUGUGCCGAUGGAUGAGGACUUGGGUGACGAGGAGGAGUAUGGGGGCAAGAAGGCCAAGAACCGCAAGCGCCAGCGCUCGGGCGGCUACCUGCUGGACGAGUUUGCCAGCCUUGGGGCGGGGGCGGCAGCGGAGGAGACGGAGUCCAUGGGCGGCGCUGUGCCCAAGCAGAAGGCGGCUUCCAGGCAGUACAUAGAGGACACGUACCUGCAGCGCAAGCGGCGGCGCGAGCGGUACAAGUGA